AUGAAUGACGAACACACUUAUGAAUGGGAAACCACCACAGCAGAGCUAAACAUCACAAAACUAGUGAAUGAGAUUGAAAUACAGGAUGUGCUAGGCAAGAGUCUCGACAAACUAGAAAAAUGGGAAGCAUUCUACGAAAUGUACGCGAAACGGAUGGGUUUUGGCACAAGGAAAGACGAUGUACGACGUUCUCAUGGGGUCAUUGUAAUGCGGAGGUGGGUUUGUCGUUCUGAGGGUUCGAAAAAAAUCGCAUCACCGGACACACCAAGAAAAAAAAGACCUCAUGAUGUCACUAGAACCGGAUGUCAGGCAGCAUUGCGUAUUUUACUCACACAACCGUGUAACACUUGGCAAUGCAAAGAGUUCAGCACAAUACACAAUCACGAGCUGGCUUCAUCGAGUGAGGUACAAUUUUUGAGAUCAUAUAGAGUUGUGUCUGAUGGGUUGCUUGCCCAAGUUAGGUCGAUGAACUCCGUAGGAAUUAAAACUGCCAACAUAAUGUCUCAUGUUGCUUUGCAAAGUGGAGGUUACGAGAAAAUGCCAUGUCAACUUCGAGAUGUGUACAACAGGGUUGCUGAGAAGGAUCCUAAUUUCUUCGUUGUCUAUCAGGUUGACGACGAGAAUCGCUUGGCUAACUUAUUCUGGGCAGAUGGAAACUCACGCGUGGACUAUGUGGCUUUUGGGGAUGUACUAGGAUUUGAUACAACCUACAUGACAAAUGAGUACAAUAUGCCCCUCACUGUUCUCAUUGGCGUCAACCAUCAUUUCAACACAUGCAUCUUCGGCUUUGCUCUCCUCUUCCACGAGAAGCUUCCAUCAUAUUCUUGGCUACUUCAAAAAUUUCUAGAAUGCCAUGGAGAUAAGAAGCCAAAUGUUGUAGUUACUGACCAAGAUGCAGCCAUGAAACAGGUUAUCGUUGAACACAUGCCCGAUGUUACACACCGUCUCUGCGCUUGGCAUCUCAAUACAAAUGCUUCGAAAAAGGUUAAAGAUCUGAUCUUCUUAAAAACAUUUAAGGAUCUCAUGUACAACUACUACGAGGAGGAAGAAUUUGAAGCAAGAUGGAAUGAGAACCACACAACGUUGCGAAUCCAUCAACUCCGCUCUAAAAUUUUUUUAGAGAAGAAUUAUUGCUUGCGUGAAUUUGUAACAACCAUAGAUAUGACAGUCUCAAAGCUCAGACACAACGAGACUGCAAAUGACUUCAAAAGCAGAUGCACUCGACCUCACCCACCUAAUCCUACAUGCUUGACCACUUACUACAACCAAUGUGCUGAAUUCUACACAAGAACUAUGUACCACAAGGAGCAAGAAGGAGAGUGGCAGAUAUUCACCAUUGGAAAGUUUCAGCAUCCGGACGUCCAAUACCGAGUUCAUUACUGUGAAGGCCGACGAGCACUACACUGUAGUUUCUUGCUCUAUGAAAGUCAGGGGUACGCUUGUAGACAUUUAUGGGCUACAAUGAAAAGAUUAAACAUGAGAAGAAUACCUAAUUCUCUUCUCAUGAAGCGAUGGAGCAAAUCCGCAAAGACAAAUCUCCACCUACAUUUUUACCCGCCAGCACAACCACAACAACACAUUUACAAGAUGGCUAGGUUUGGAUCUCUCAGUUCACUGACUUAUAACUUCACUUUCUAUGCAACAAAAUCAGAGGAUUCGUACAACCGUGCAAAGGAAGAGCUUGAACGGCUAACUCUAAUGUUGAAGGAAGAAUUUGACUUGAAUUCCAAUCCGGAAGGAGAGACGCCACAACCUGGAAGAUAUCGUAGCAACCCCAACAUUAUUAAAGACCCCGAAGUUGUGAGAACAAAGGGUACGGGAAAUACAAGGGAAGGACCAAACGGGGAGCAGAUCCCAAGAAACUCAAGACAUUGUCGCAUUUGUCGUUCAUCAGACCAUGAUUAUCGACGGUACCCAAAUCGUCAACAUAACACUGGAUCUCAGGGGUAA
Molecule: messenger RNA, 1950 nt
Organism: Cannabis sativa
Lineage: Eukaryota; Viridiplantae; Streptophyta; Magnoliopsida; Rosales; Cannabaceae
Product: protein FAR1-RELATED SEQUENCE 5-like
Exons: 4
Coding region: 1-1950 (649 amino acids)
Source: RefSeq, a predicted model, not a curated record